This is a messenger RNA of Doryrhamphus excisus (bluestripe pipefish), 2634 nucleotides long. RefSeq names its product arylsulfatase I-like. NCBI's taxonomy places the organism in Eukaryota, Metazoa, Chordata, Actinopteri, Syngnathiformes, Syngnathidae. The record is from RefSeq and is a predicted model, not a curated record. Gene Ontology annotation, molecular function: sulfuric ester hydrolase activity.
AAGACUUUGGAGGAAGAAGGAAGCCUCUCUUGGAACUUGAGGACAUGCGGCGGCGUCCUCAACGAACUUUCCGGCAACAGAACUCCCUUCAAGAACCGAACCGAAGCCAGAAGAAUGAAGUGAGCAGCCGCGCAAGAGCCGUUCACUUGCACUGACUCCACAUCGAGGGAAGAUGCAGGCAGCGGCCGCGACUUUUGUCCUCAUGACCUCCAUCUUCUGUUUGCACGGCUUGGUGUCCUCAUCUGGCCGGGAGCGGCACCAGAAGGAUGGGGCGCCACCGCCAAAGCCCCCCAAGCAGCCGCACAUCAUCUUCAUCCUCAUCGAUGAUCAGGGAUUCAACGACAUCGGCUACCACAACCCCGCCAUCAAGACCCCCACGCUGGACAAGCUGGCGGCAGAGGGUGUCAAACUGGAGAACUACUACGUCCAGCCCAUCUGCACGCCGUCACGCAGCCAGCUCCUCACCGGAAGGUAUCAGAUCCACACGGGUCUUCAGCACUCCAUCAUCAGGCCGAGCCAGCCCAGCUGUCUUCCUCUGCACAUGGAUACGCUUCCCGAGAGGCUGCGCCAGGCCGGAUACGCCACGCAUAUGGUGGGGAAGUGGCACCUGGGCUUCUACAGGAAGGCGUGCUUGCCCACCAGGAAGGGCUUUGACACCUUCUUUGGAUCCUUAACAGGAAGUGUGGACUAUUACAGUUACGGCUCAUGUGACGGCCCGGGCGUAUGCGGCUACGAUCUCCAUGACGACGAGGGUGUGGCCUGGGGUCACGAGGGCAAGUACUCCACCACGCUCUUCACUCAGCGAGCUCGGAAGAUCCUGGAGAGCCACGCCCCCGGGGAGCGACCUCUCUUCCUGCUUUUGUCCCUACAGGCCGUUCACACGCCGCUGCAGCCUCCCAAGUCCUACAUCUACCCGUACCGCCACAUGGCUAACGUGGCCAGGAGGAAGUUUGCUGCUAUGGUGUCCACCGUGGAUGAGGCGGUAAGGAACGUCACCUACGCGCUGAGGAAGUACGGAUUCUACCGGAACAGCAUCAUCAUCUACUCGACCGACAACGGUGCGCAACCCUUCACCGGGGGCAGCAACUGGCCGCUGAGAGGCCGCAAGGGGACAUACUGGGAGGGCGGCGUCCGAGGAGUAGCGUUCGUGCACAGCCCGUUGCUACGACGCAGGAGGCGGGUGUCCAAAGCUCUUCUUCACAUCACGGACUGGUUCCCCACGCUGGUGGGCCUCGCCGGGGGAAACGUCAGCCAGAAUCUGGACGGCUACGACGUGUGGGCCGCCAUCAGCGAAGGGAAGAAGUCACCUCGGCAAGAGAUCCUCCAUAACAUUGACCCCCUGCACAAGCCCCCCACACCUGCCGCCACCUGGGACACCAGUGCAGAAGGAGCACCAGAGGAUCCAUCAAAGGCUCUGGCCUUAAAAAAGCCAAAGAAAAAGCAGCGAAUGUCAGUUUUUAAGCGACCAAAAGUCAACCUCAAAGCCAAAAACAAACAAAAGCUGCAGUCCAAGUCCCCCAAACCUCGUCUCAAAGUCCAGCACGCUUUCAACAACCAGCCAGGGAUCUCCAGUUCCAAAUCCAGAAGGACCACGUCUCAGGAGCAGAACCUGUCGUGGCCACAGACGACAAAGACCAAGCUCAAGAUGCACCUCAAGUCCAAGACGAUGUUUUCUCAUCAGAACGUGUCCCACCCAGACAAAAACACCCUGCCCACUCCGCCCCCCCAGUCUGUUUGGGACGCGUCAGUCCAGGCGGCCAUCAGAGUCGGUGACUGGAAGAUGCUAACUGGAGACCCGGGCCAUGGAGAGUGGGUCCCGCCGCAGGUUCUGCCGACACUGCCGGGCCGCUGGUGGAAUCUGGAGCGAGCCUUCUCGGCGCUCUACAGGACCUUCAAGCACAAGAACAUUUGGCUCUUCAACAUCAGCGCCGACCCGUACGAGCGGCGGGACCUGGCCGAGCAAAGACCAGACGUGGUCCAGCAGCUGCUGUCCCGCCUGGCGUACUACAACCGGACCGCCGUGCCCGUCUACUUCCCGCCCGAUGACCCCAGCGCUCACCCCGGGCUGCACGGCGGCGCCUGGGUGCCGUGGGUGGAGGAGGAGAAGGAGGAGGAAAAAUAUGAGGGCAUCUACAAGAAGGUCCAUGAGAAAAACAAGAAGAAGAGAAAGAAAUGUCGGCUCUGCAAGCUCAAGUCCUUCUUUCUUAAACUCAACACCAGGAUCAUGUCCAGUCGCAUUUGAAUGCGACAUGGAAACACUUUGAGGUAGACCUUGUUUGGACUUUUAUAAGUGACACUAAUGUGAAUGUUUUUAUUCUUAAGAUUAGGGAUGGACAUUUAGACAGUUGUUGACUCCACAGCGCCUCUGCUCGUUGCGGCCAAAACGACUCCAAAAUUUUAUAACCACCGCACGCUAGUUUUUUUUCUUUUUUUAAGACCCAAUUGAUGACCUCUAACCAUCCGUUUGUUGUGUUGUUCCGUAAGAUGUUUGUGAAUGCUUUUACACUGACAAAUGUUUGUAAUUUGUGUCUAAGUAAACAAAAAAUUCGUUUUUGCACACUGUGAAAAUAAACAUUGCAUCACUCUGUGAUUAAAAUGGCCUAUUUUAUUAGCGCCAAGAAAUCCAACAUGGCC